Xylaria bambusicola is the source of this 1709-nucleotide messenger RNA. RefSeq lists its product as uncharacterized. The coding region runs from base 203 to 1549 and encodes 448 amino acids. The record is from RefSeq and is a predicted model, not a curated record. Gene Ontology annotation, biological process: regulation of DNA-templated transcription. Gene Ontology annotation, molecular function: zinc ion binding; DNA-binding transcription factor activity, RNA polymerase II-specific. The transcript has a single exon. NCBI's taxonomy places the organism in Eukaryota, Fungi, Ascomycota, Sordariomycetes, Xylariales, Xylariaceae.
CCCCCCCCUGUGUUAGUGUAAAGCCCGGAUAACAUAAUAAAUGCCACUAUUGAGACAGGAACGCAUGUUGAAGGGCUUUAGGUAUGCACUUAAACAUACUACUACACUCCUUAUACAGAAGAUCAUAUUCCAACUCUCAGUUACAUAGCUUAGUCAACCUGAUUUGAAACCCAAGAUUGCUGUUUACCAAACCCUCCGCAUAAUGGCCGCAAUUCCCCGCCGCCAGAAAGCUUGCAUUCCCUGUGCGGAAUCCAAACGGAGGUGUGACAAACAGCUUCCCGCGUGUCGCCGGUGCAUUGAGAAAGACUUGGACUGUGCUUACCCUCAGCCCAGGAAACGGCGUCGGGAUCCGGGUACGGCGCACGAAACUCAAGCUAUUCCAACCUCAGGACACACCGAGAGUCUAGUUUUGCCUGAACAAACUAGCUUCAGUGGCACUGCUGGUUCCGAUGCUACAAGCGGUGUUCAUCCCGAUCUUGGACACUGGGAUCUAAUAUCUGCAAAUAACCUCGAGGCGGCUUUCCUAGAUGAGGCUAUAACUCCACCCCAAAUAACAUCAACGGCUCCGACUCCUAUUCUCAUCCCAGAUCAGGCGCUCUCAAUUCAUGAUAGCAACAAUUUCCUGCGGAAAUCAUCUACCCCUUUCUUCCUACAAGAUGACACUUUCAGGAUGCAUCACAAGCAACAUGACCCCGAUUGUGUGACAACCGUGGAAAUGGAGCCUUUCAUCGGCGAAGUAGAGAAAAUGCUGCAGUCUUGGGUCACAAAUGGUUCCAGCAACUUCAUACACCGGCGAUUAUACGACAAGGGCAUGCCGACCUGUGUGCAGGACGCCUUCACGACUUUCGCCGCGUACGCGAACCGGACUCCAGCGACAAAAGAGACGAUCCUGCAGAUCGCAGACGACCGCGCCACCACCCUCACACAACACACAGUCAAUCCGGCCGUCAAUGGUAUCCAGGAGAUAUGGGCUCAUCUAGCUCGUGUCCACUCCCUUUUUGUGUACGUGUUCAUCCGUCUUUUUGACGGCUCCGUACGCAUGCGGGCAUCCGCGGCACAGCAAAUUCCUACCCUUCGGUCAUGGUUAGGCCAGAUGUGGGAGACUGUGAAGCGGCACAAUUGGGAUGACUACCCGUCAAUCCGGGACGCCUAUCGCCCACUCUUGGGGACAUCGAGCGAAUUCCACAGCGACUACGACACGGCGACGGAGAUCUGGCAGCUCUGGAUAUUGACAGAGAGUGUGCGACGGACAUAUCUCAUAAUAGACAUCACGCUGAACACUUUCGAGAUAAUGACAGUAGGUCGGGCCGAUUGUGAAGGAUACGUCCUUUUCACUGCGCGUUGCGGACUGUGGGAUGCCAACUCUGCUGUGAAAUGGUUCAAUCUGUGUCGUGGCGACGCUCGAUCUCCUUUGAUGGUUCCUUCUUUGACACCCCAGCCUGUGAUAUCGCAGUAUCUUUCGACAGAAUUUGACGAGUUCGCCAAGCUGUGCUGGUCAUUCGUAGUCGGUACGGAUAAAAUCCAAAGCUGGGUUGAUAGAAUGCAGUGAUUGAAUAACACAAGAUCUGUUGCGCACUUUUGUGUACAACCAAAUGAAGCUGAUAGUUGCUCUGCGCAUAAGGUAUCAUACCAUUCAUCCUUCAUGUGAGAUCACCACAUCCUAAAGUUAUGCCAGCAGUAACCUUGGUAUUAUCGUCUGUAUUUCAAUC